AGCCCAGCAGCGUAGAUAGUUAGCAAUAUCUUGGCUGACGAAGUGUUUUAUCAUACGUCGCGUACCGUUUCGGCUUCCAUCACACGUAAACAAGUUUUAAUAUUUAUAUAACGUGUUCUAUCGUAAAUUACUCGCGUACAACUAUCGUCUGCAUUAUUAUGUACUGUACGAAUUAAUCAUAUUAUGUAAUUAAUUGGCAUCGCGGAUCCGUACAAGGUGAGUUUAAUUACAACAGUUGGCAAAUGAACGACGAAUUUGAAAAUUUUCGAUGCACCUAAUUGAUCGAAGUGACUGCGAAGAGUAGAUUUGAAAUCUCUAAAUAAUGAAAAGGUCAUUCUGCAUUGAAAUCAAAUUGUAAUAAAGGGGACCAGAAAGGCGUUGGAAUUGAACGAUGUGUGUACCAAGGUGACAUGUAUGUGAUAUGGGAGAAUCAUCGCUUGUGCCUGAUCUAGAUCCUCAGGCAGUGGAGCGAUGGAUCGUGGAAAAAGCCAGCCCCGACUUUGUCGAAAGGAUACUUAGAUUGAGAAACCAGAAGACCGAAUCGUCCAGUAAUUUCUUAGAAGAGAUGCCGACCAGAAAUAAACGCACGUCGGUUACUUCGGAGCUGUUCAAUACGUGGAUUUCCUCGUCUCCGUCCAAAUCUCCUACCAUAAAAAGCAGCAGCAACAAUAUCAACACGAUUGUAGUGUCAAAUGUUCCCCGUUCGAGUGGCGAAUGGAAACGCCAAAUGGGGCUACUGGAUGAAGCCGAUAUGUUCAUGGAAUUAAUACGAGACGUGUCCAACGAAUUGGAUAUCGACGUGCUGUGCCAUAAGAUAUUAGUUAAUGUCGGCUUAUUGACCAGAGCAGACCGAGGGAGUCUGUUUUUGGCGAAAGGACCUCCUGAUAAUAAAUAUUUAGUAGCUAAAUUGUUCGAUGUUACGGUAGAUACGGAAUUGGACGAAGCGAUGGAGAAGGCGAAAUCAGAUGAGAUACGUAUUCCUUUCGGCGUCGGUGUGGCCGGUCAAGUGGCUCAAACCAAACAGCUUAUGAAUAUCAGAAAUGCUUAUGAAGAUCCUCGAUUCAAUAGCAAUAUUGACAACAUAACGGGAUAUAAAACUAAUUCGAUAUUAUGCGUGCCAAUUUGUAAUUACGACGGCGAGGUGAUCGGUGUUGCUCAAAUUAUUAAUAAAACCGACGGCUCGAAUGCUUUCACAGAACGAGAUGUCCAAAUAUUCCAAAGGUAUUUAACGUUUUGUGGCAUUGGUAUUCAAAACGCUCAAUUAUUCGAAUUAUCUAUUCAAGAGUUUCAAAGGAAUCAGAUGCUGUUGAACUUAGCCCGCAGCAUAUUCGAAGAGCAAAAUAACCUCGAAUGUUUAGUAACGAAAAUCAUGACUCAAGCUAGAGAUUUGCUAAAAUGCGAACGCUGCGCCGUCUUCUUAUUGGAUUUAAAUUGUUGCGAAGCUAGCCAUUUGAAAAAAAUCGAAGAAAGACCGAGGAAACAUAUUCGAGAAUAUAGACCGAUUUGCAAACGAAAGGACAGCGUUGUAAAUAUACAAGAAAUAUUCGCGUACGGAAAAGAGGAUAUUAAAUUUCCAACGUUGUUUGAAUUACGAUCAGAUUCGGACGAUGAUCAUGUUACGUAUUGCGGUAAUGUCGAUGGCAAGGAUUCCAGGCUUUUGCAGAUUGCUAAAUACGUCGCGUCAACUGGCCAGGUGGUCAAUAUUGAAAAUCUGACUCCUUGGACCAGUGAGAUAGAAGAUGAUUUCGAAAUGAAAUGCAUAUUAUGUAUGCCAAUAUUAAACGGCCAGAAAAAAUUAAUCGGUGUUGCUCAAUUAAUCAAUAAGGAAACUGGACAAACUUUUACCGAAGGUGAUAUUUCUAUUUUCGAAGCAUUCGCCAUAUUCUGUGGUCUGGGUAUACAUAACACUCAGAUGUACGAGAAUGCAUGUAAAUUAAUGGCUAAGCAGAAGGUAGCUUUGGAAUGUUUAUCGUAUCAUGCUACUGCUACACUUGAAGAUACGAGUAGACUUGCCCAAAUUCCUAUACCGUCUGCCGAGGUUUAUAACCUUUAUAGUUUUAAAUUCAUCGAUUUCGAUUUAACCGACGAUGAUACGUGUAAAGCUGCGAUUCGAAUGUUUUUGGAGUGUAAUUUAGUUCAGAAGUUUCAAAUUCCUUAUCAGGUUCUAUGCAAAUGGGUUCUGAGUGUGAGAAAAAAUUAUAGACCUGUCAAGUACCAUAAUUGGAGACACGCUUUGAAUGUAGCUCAAACCAUGUUUGCGAUGCUCAAAACUGGCAAAAUGGAAAGAUUCAUGAACGAUUUAGAGAUUUUAGGUCUGUUGGUAGCCUGUUUAUGUCACGAUCUCGAUCAUCGAGGUACUAAUAACGCAUUCCAGACUAAAAUAGAAUCUCCAUUGGCUAUUCUAUACACGACCAGUACAAUGGAACAUCAUCACUUCGAUCAGUGCGUGAUGAUUUUAAACAGUGAAGGAAAUAAUAUCUUUCAAGCUCUGUCUCCGGAAGACUACAGAGCUGUUAUGAAAAUAGUCGAAAAUUCCAUCCUUUCUACUGAUCUCGCGAUGUAUUUCAAGAAAAAGAAUCGAUUCAUGGAAUUGGUAGAAAAUGGCGAAUUCGACUGGCAGAGUGAAGAAAAGAAAGAAUUACUUUGUGGUAUCCUAAUGUCAGCUUGUGAUGUCAGCGCUAUCGCUAAACCUUGGGAGAUACAACAUAAAAUGGCUAAGUUGGUCGCUGAUGAAUUUUUCGAUCAGGGUGAUUUAGAAAAGCUGCAAUUAAAUGAACAACCAGUGGCCAUGAUGGAUCGAGAAAGAAAAGACGAAUUGCCCCAGAUGCAAGUCGGUUUCAUCGAUGUGAUUUGUUUGCCUUUGUAUAAGGUUUUGGCUGAAACUUUCCCUUGGAUGCAGCCUUUAUACGAUGGAACGAUGGAAAACCGGCAACACUGGCAAGAUUUAGCUGAAAAAGUAGAAAUGGGAUUAACAUGGAUAGAUCACGACGUAAUCGAGAAACCAGUUGAAGAAUUCACGACAAAUCAUAAAAAAGACAUAGAAUUCACAGUUACCACGUUGAACUGCGCUCAAUCGGCGAACAAGAAACCGUUAGAUAAAAAUCAUUUAAAUUUGGAUUUAGACGCAACGUCGACACAAACGCUGAAUUCGAAUUUCAGUAACGGAUCCACACCCAUCAUGGGCAUCACACGAUUUACCAGUUUUCGUCGUAAUCGAAGCUGUAACAAAGGUACUAGGCUACGAUCGGCUCAUCAUUCGUUUCACAAAGAGCACAAAAGUUCAUUCGAUUCGCCCAAGUUUGAAAAAUCCAAGUUAUCUUUGGACGAGAAAGUUAGCACCGAGUCUCCGGUAUCUUCGCCCAAUGAUAAAGUAUCUACGACUUCGACGACAACCAAAACUAAAAAUAAGGUGUGCUGUGUAAUGUAAAUAUAUUAAGACGAUUUUUACCGUGUAAUUUAAUUUUUUUUUUCUCUCUAGAUUUAAGUAUUUAAGAUUAUAAGUGUAGAUUGCGUAAUUUUGUGGUUUCAAUUUGGCCUACCUUUAAUGUUUAAUUUCCCAAAAAUAUUGUUUUUUUCCCCUCAUGUUUGGCAAAAUCUUUACUUAUUUAUUUAUGUAGAUGUCAAUUUCCUCGUAUUCUUUCCUCCUUUUUAUUGGCAAUGGCAUUGUGCGCAUGUGAUAAUAGUCGUCAUUUUAACGGAUUUUCUUCUCCAAGAUGGAUCUAAGCAAUAUUAAUUAGCAAUAAUUAUACGAAAACGUGUGUUUUUAAUCUGUCAGCUUAUAUGUAGUUGUCGACAUUCUCUUCCUGUCCUUUUUUUCCCGAGUGCACCUUGUGUUUAGAAUGCUUUCUUUCUUUCCUUCUUUCUUUUUUUUCUUUUUUUUUUUUUAUAAUUACCUACCUACGUAUGUAUUUUUGUUGAUCGUCGUCUUGAUUAGUAAUUUAGUUUUUCCGAACCGCAAUAAAAAUAAACUUGAAAAAAAAUUCUUUGUGAUAUGUUAUAUAGUAUUUAAGAAGGGUUACAAUUUUUUCCCAUUUCCUUCGGUUAUUCUGACAGUCCAUUGGAUAAAGUUACCUGAUGUCUUUUGAAAUGUGGAUUUUCAGCGUAACUAUGCUGUAUCUCAUAAAUAUUUUCGAUGUUUGAAUUUUAUAUAUUUUUUAACUAGUCUGUUUUUAAUAAAAUGUUUGAAAUAUUA
Planococcus citri (citrus mealybug) is the source of this 4192-nucleotide messenger RNA. RefSeq names its product phosphodiesterase 6 (gene Pde6). Bases 422 to 3427 code for a protein of 1001 amino acids. Gene Ontology annotation, molecular function: protein binding; 3',5'-cyclic-nucleotide phosphodiesterase activity. The transcript is spliced from 23 exons. Gene Ontology annotation, biological process: signal transduction. The record is from RefSeq and is a predicted model, not a curated record. NCBI's taxonomy places the organism in Eukaryota, Metazoa, Arthropoda, Insecta, Hemiptera, Pseudococcidae.